Psylliodes chrysocephalus is the source of this 1768-nucleotide messenger RNA. The record is from the annotation of a GenBank genome assembly. NCBI's taxonomy places the organism in Eukaryota, Metazoa, Arthropoda, Insecta, Coleoptera, Chrysomelidae.
UGUCAACAGUGUCAACUGUACUGCCAACAUAACACACCGAACAAGUGAUCUUAUUUGGAAGUUGACGAUUUUUAAUGAAAAUAAAUCUUUUUUAAAACCAUUCAAUACAAUUUAAUAAAUAUGGGUGACCAAUUCGACUGUGCACUUGAUUUGAUGAGGCGUUUGCCUCCUCAACAAAUUGAAAAGAACUUGAGUGACUUAAUAGAUUUAGUACCAAGUUUAUGUGAAGAUCUCCUUUCGUCUGUAGAUCAACCUUUAAAAAUUGCUAAAGACAAGGAUUCUGGGAAAGAUUUCCUCUUAUGCGAUUAUAAUAGAGAUGGAGAUUCUUACAGGUCACCUUGGUCUAACACCUAUUAUCCCCCAUUGGAGGAUGGUUCUAUGCCAUCCGAAAGGUUAAGGAAAUUAGAAUUAGAUGCAAAUCAUGCAUUUGAUCAAUAUAGAGAAAUGUAUUUUGAAGGUGGUGUAUCUUCAGUUUAUUUUUGGGACUUAGACCAUGGUUUUGCAGGUGUAAUUCUAAUAAAGAAAACUGGGGAUGGUAGUAAGAAAAUAAAAGGAUGUUGGGACUCCUUACAUGUAGUAGAAGUUCAAGAAAAAAGUUCUGGAAGAAAUUCACACUACAAAAUGACUUCAACUGCCAUGUUGUGGCUACAGACCAACAAACAAGGAUCUGGAACAAUGAAUUUGGGUGGCAGUCUAACCAGACAAAUUGAGCAAGAUGCAGCUGUCAACGAAAUCAAUCCUCACAUCGCCAACAUUGGUCGCAUGGUAGAAGAUAUGGAAAACAAAAUUCGGAACACACUUAACGAAAUUUACUUUAGCAAAACUAAGGACAUCGUGAACAGCUUGAGGUCAGUCCAACCUCUGACAGAAAGUCGCCAGCAACAAGCACUUAAACAAGAUUUAGCGGCGGCCCUCCAGCGUAGACAAAACAAAUCUGAGAACUGAUUAAUGUCGAUCGCGACGACUUUUUCGAGUAUGUUCGAUGAAAAUAUCGAGUCAGGUUAAGUUUAUUUAAAUGGAGACUUUGGCUCUGACUGUAUGAAAUACAGAGUGAAAGCGAACGGUAACAGGGUGUCUACUAAGUGCACAAAGACUAUAAAAUGUAGUUUAUCACUGUAUUGCAUUUAACCUCUUUGUUGCUUUUUUUUAAUGACAAAUGUCAUUGUGUAGAGUGUAUCAUUAAUUCUUCUUUUAUCACAAGGAUAAAAAGUCAUAUUUUGCUUAAUCAGUUUUCAGAUUAUUGGAGAUGUCAGAAUACGGAUUUAAGCAAUAACUUUAUGACUAAUAUCUAUGGUCGAAUCACUUCUUUUAUUAAAAUAAAAUUGACAGCAUUCCAUUAACAAUAUUUUGCGAUCUUUUAAUUUAAAAAUUGUGUUCUGAUUUUAGUAGACUCCCUGUGUAUUUUAUGUAUUUUCCAUUUAAAAAUAGGUCUUCAAAAAAUAUCCAUCUUAGAGUGGUCUUAAAUCAUGAAUUUUUUACCUGACUACCGAUUUUACAGUAUUCUAAAUAAAUUGUACUAUAAUUUUUCAUGAAAUACUUUUGUAAAUCUGUAAAGAUUGUGUUGCUUAAAGUUUGCAAGAAAAAUAUUCCGCUUUUUUGCAUGAUUUAUUUUGUUAAAUUAUCGAAAAACUUAAUUAUUUGAUUACUUUAUUUAAUUUAUAUAUUUAGUUAUAAUUUUUCACUUUAGUAGAUGUAUUUUUAUGGAGCUCAAUUUUUUCCUCUUGUUAUAAUGUAAAUUUCUAUUACAAAUACAUUUUUUAUAUUAUAA